Molecule: messenger RNA, 795 nt
Organism: Aspergillus wentii DTO 134E9
Lineage: Eukaryota; Fungi; Ascomycota; Eurotiomycetes; Eurotiales; Aspergillaceae
Exons: 3
Coding region: 1-795 (264 amino acids)
Cellular component (GO): mitochondrion
Molecular function (GO): homocitrate synthase activity
Source: RefSeq, a predicted model, not a curated record
AUGCCAAGAGACAAUGACAACAGCACAGGCUCGAACCCUAGCCCUGCGAGCCGCAACCCCUACGGCCACGGCAAUGGGGUGAGCGAUUUUCUGAGCAAUGUCUCGCGUUUUAAGAUCAUCGAGAGUACCUUGCGCGAGGGCGAGCAGUUUGCCAAUGCUUUCUUCGACACGAAGAAAAAGAUCGAGAUUGCGAAGGCACUCGAUGAGUUUGGGGUUGAUUACAUUGAGCUUACGAACCCCUAUAAUACCUAUAAGAACGUAUUCCAUACUAUUAAGAACCUUAAGAGUAGCGAGGCCAUCUUUAACCAGCCUACUGGUGUCAUUGAGUUGCCAGUGCCCCCUAGAAGAUUAUACGGCUCUCGCAUGCGGUUUGUCGUGAACCUGAUACCGCAGUUGACACCGGGAAGCAUCUCGAGUCGUCUCCUUCUCGGAGCCGGGGAAGGUCGUCUUAUUCUCGAGGAUCUCUCCUUGAAUGAAAAUUAUAUUGUGCGCAAAUGCGCAAAUUAUGCUAUCACUGUGACGUCUUUGGCGAUGAAUAAGCUCUCUCAAGCUCAGCCUCUUGUCUCGUUCAUACAGGUCAAAACCCAAUUGACACGCGAUAUGGGCACGCUUGCUCACGUGGCUAAGAUGCUCCUUAAUCUGGCAUUAGUGAAUGAAAGCAAGCAGAAUCGAAUUCGAAAUAUUUCCUUGGUUUCGCCUCUUUCCAGGGUAGCCCUAUCGAGUGUAUCAAAUUGCUCGUGGUUAAGGCAAGACUACUCUAUUAUCAUCGUCCAUCACUCUCAUUACUAUACGUGA